Molecule: messenger RNA, 437 nt
Organism: Hibiscus syriacus
Lineage: Eukaryota; Viridiplantae; Streptophyta; Magnoliopsida; Malvales; Malvaceae
Product: 16 kDa phloem protein 1-like
Exons: 4
Coding region: 1-408 (135 amino acids)
Source: RefSeq, a predicted model, not a curated record
AUGGCUGUUGGAAUACUGGAAGUGUUCUUGGUUAGUGCUAAAGGCCUCGAGGACUCAUAUUUUCUGGGUGGUGGCUCUGAUCCUUCAUGGAAUGAAAGAUUUACAUUCAAGGCGGAGUAUUCGGGAUCAGGUGAUGGCUACAAGGUCGUUCUCAAAAUCAUGGACAAGGACACCUUCUCUUCCGACGACUUUGUUGGUCAGGCCACAGUAUAUGUGAAGGAUUUGUUGGCAAUUGGAGCAGAGGAAGGGAAAGCUGAAAUUCAUCCUACUAAACAAAGUGUAGUUAAUGCUGAAAAUAGUUACUGUGGAGAUAUUACAGUUGGUGUUACUUUCACCAGAAAGGUUGAAGGAAAUGAAGAUGAAGACGAAGACGAAGAGUAUGGUGGUUGGAGGCAAAGCAAUUUCUAGUUUGUGUAAAUUGUUUUGUACUUUGUGAU